UUUGCAUUACGAUAUUCUAGCCAUUAUAUUUUAAUGCUCACUGUAUUCACCUUAAAAUAUAUAAUAAAUUAUGUAUUCACACGUAUUCUUGUGCAACAGUGCGAAGUGCACGAACUGUCAGACGUAUACGUAUGGGGUAAACAUUUCUUGGACAUAGCCGACGCCAAAAAAAAAACGAGAUUCGAACCGAGAAAAUAUGAAUCGCAAUGCACGGUGAAAACGCAGAAAGUUAUGGGUCUUUUGACUUCGAAUUGGAUCAAAAAUUGUUUUACGCCACAGUUUGAAGCAGUACAGACGGUAAGGACCUACAAACAUUGUGUUAUAUCGGCGGUGUGCCAUCACAUAAUCGACUGGUGUCGGGGAACGGGUGACAGGACAGUGUGCAUGAUGAUUGUUGUACAUCGACCAGGACACAUCAACGACGGCGUUUUCUCGUCAUACCCGGUGGUCAUCAGCGAGUCCGGAAAAAUGUCAUUCCGCAACAUUGAAACGAAUUCACAACAAUUUGUAAAAUUGUACAGAUAUCUGGAAACUCGACAAAAAGAAAGGUGCUUUAUUCGCAACUACAUCAAGUACAAGGGUUGAAAAACUACCUACCGUUAAAUACACAUAAUGUGUAAAUAUGACCCAUAUUGUAAUCUCGCGUAUUGUUCGUUAUAAUCGUAAAAAUAUUGUUUGGACUUCGUUCUAAAAACUGUUUUCAAUCCUUUGACAGUUUUUUGCAAAAUUGUUACUCGACGGUAACUGCCGUAAACUAUGUAGCUUAGUCUGGAAAUUCGCUCGGAAAUCUUUCCAGUACAAAAUUCAAUAAAAGUAAAAUUUCUAUUGAAAGGCAAUCAACAGGUAUGCCACCAAUACCUAAGUUCGAAAAAAAGUAACAUUAAAAACAUCUAAAACAACAUCUAAAUUCUUUUCCUAUCAACGUGUAGAUCCACAUUUAAAUAAAUAUUAUAGCACUGCAGUUUGAGGCGUCAAAAUAAGCUCCUUUCUUUUAAAAAACUAAGUAACAUAAACGUCGAUCUAAAAACGGUUUUAAAUCCCUUUGACAGUUAAAACUAACAUAUUUGAA
Acyrthosiphon pisum (pea aphid) is the source of this 1069-nucleotide messenger RNA. RefSeq lists its product as uncharacterized. Gene Ontology annotation, molecular function: oxidoreductase activity, acting on the CH-OH group of donors, NAD or NADP as acceptor. NCBI's taxonomy places the organism in Eukaryota, Metazoa, Arthropoda, Insecta, Hemiptera, Aphididae. The coding region runs from base 34 to 585 and encodes 183 amino acids. The transcript has 3 exons. The record is from RefSeq and is a predicted model, not a curated record.